This is a messenger RNA of Ostertagia ostertagi, 1143 nucleotides long. The record is from the annotation of a GenBank genome assembly. Lineage: Eukaryota; Metazoa; Nematoda; Chromadorea; Rhabditida; Trichostrongylidae.
AUGGAUUACGCUCUUGAGCAAGUAAUGCUAGCGAUCCGUCACGAUGCUAUUCGACAUCGUCCUCACACAAUAAGAACAUCCUAUCAUGGCAUGGACAUUAACGUCGAUUCGAUUCAAAUCGUCGACUUCCUGGUGCCGAAGUUGGAAGUCGAGCGCCUCAGCGAGACGAAGUUCCGUUUCUUCACUCAUGGUGGUGGAAUGCGUUAUCUCGGUCUCUAUUCCACUGUCUACAAAACCACAAGGGAAGGUCAAUUCGAAGCACUUCUCGACGAUAUUCGGAUCCAACUCGACGUUGAAUUUAGUGAUGAGGAUGAGCACAUCACCGUAACUGAGAAGAAAUGUAGCGCCAAAGUCGAGGAGGUACUGGUACAGCUGACCCCGUCAAUGCCAUCGCAAAUCGUCAAUCUUUUGAGAGAAAGGAUCCAGCAUCGCUUUCAAGAGAAGGUGUGCCCAGCAUUCAUUCACUACGUCGGGAAAGUGGCCAACAUAGUGAAAUCCCUUGCCUCUAUUGAAGACAUCACAACACGAACGGAUGGGCCACUAUCUCCAUGUGUAAUUGAACACGAUCGAGUCGCUACUCGUCUUGAUUCACGUGGAGCAAAACUUUCCUUCAAGCGAACCAUCUCAAGGGAGAAACGAUCCGCUUCCUCCAACAGCAUAGCUGAGCCAGAAAUUUUCGUCAGUGAGAUGGCAUCAGUCUCCGUUACCGAGGACUACAUCAACGAAAUGCUGUACGACCUCACCGAGAGCGGAAACAUCAUUUUCCAUUUGCACAGAAUCCCAGCAAUCCAAGAAGUUCUGCGAACGCGUUGCGAUGACGGCCACUGCCUCGGCGUGUUCGCAGAUCUCGACCGAGUCACAGAUGGUUCAGGACAUCUUGACAGUCGUGUCACCUCUUCACCACGGGUAGAGAUCCUCAACGACCAGGCCAUGCUCCAUCUUUCAUUGGACACCGUAUUAUCUUACGAGAAUCGCGCCGCCCAUCAUCGCAUACCGUACCUUCGCUUCGGAACGGUAAUAUCAAUGCGUAUCACGGAGUUGAACGUAAGCGUCUCCGAUGACGGAUACUACAGAUGGACGGCACGCUACGAUAUCGUUGAACUGAAGGUUGGUGACUACCGUAGUCUGUUGUGGAUUUGUACA